This is a messenger RNA of Gongylonema pulchrum, 873 nucleotides long. The record is from the annotation of a GenBank genome assembly. Lineage: Eukaryota; Metazoa; Nematoda; Chromadorea; Rhabditida; Gongylonematidae.
AUGUGUUUUUUUUUUUCAGUGAUACAAUUCGGUUUUGUGACGCUUUUUGUGUCGGCGUUCCCGUUGGCACCCCUUUUUGCAUUGCUCAAUAAUAUAAUUGAAAUUCGCGUUGAUGCAUACAAAUACGUUGUGACCACUCGGCGUCCGAUGCCGGAGCGUGCCAGGGACAUUGGCAUAUGGCUGCCCAUCCUGGGCAUGAUUAGCAGAACAGCAGUGCUAGUUAAUGCAUGCAUAAUUGCAUUUACGAGUGAUUUCAUACCGAGACUUGUGUAUCUGCUCGUGUACAAUCACACUGAAUUGUAUGGAUAUGUUAAUAAUUCGCUUUCCUUCUACGAUGCAUCUGGUAUUCAUGUGAAAUGGAGUAAAUUCAGUGGUGAACAAAUUACUGUUUGCAGGUUUCGUGAUUAUCGAAAACCGCCAUGCACUGUUGCACCGCUGGCCGACUGUGACGAUAACUAUGGCCUUACAAUGCAGUGGUGGAUUGUUUUUACAUUUCGUCUAGCAUUUGUGCUUAUUUUUGAGCAUGUGGUGGCAGUGGUAAAAGCAACAGUUGCCUAUCUGAUUCCCGAUAUUCCCUCUCAUAUUUUCAUACAGCUUCAACGACAGCGCUUUCUUGCCCGACAGGCUCGACUAUCCGACAUCAGUUCUCGAAGUAACAACCAUCGGGAUAAUCAGGAUAAAGUGGAUAGCAGCCAAGCAGAUUCUUCUCAGGAAGACAUCAUGUUCCAUCCAGGCUCCUUUGAUGGCGAACAAAUGCCCAUUAAACUGGAAACUAUUAUGAGGAAUAGUUUUCAAAAAGGAGCCGGUUCUCUUGUUUCGAUUCAAAGUCGCCAAAGUGAUAGUUACCAUACUUGCCCGAGUGAAGAAAAAUAA